Molecule: messenger RNA, 1584 nt
Organism: Chelmon rostratus (copperband butterflyfish)
Lineage: Eukaryota; Metazoa; Chordata; Actinopteri; Chaetodontiformes; Chaetodontidae
Product: lymphocyte antigen 75-like
Exons: 5
Coding region: 1-1035 (344 amino acids)
Source: RefSeq, a predicted model, not a curated record
AUGACGGCGAAGCUCCAGCCCCGCUUCCCUCUCUCUCCCUGCCGCACAUCUGGCCAGCCGCUGCAUGAGGAGGGCAUGCUCAGGAACGUCAGGAAGGACUGUGUUUCCUACCUCCCUGUUUUCCUCGUCGAAAAUCCAAAGAACUGGUCUGAAGCUCAGAACUACUGCAAGUGGAAGUACACCGACCUGGCCUCUGUGCACAAUGAGCAAGACUUGGCUCAGCUCAAUGAACUUUUAGAAGGGAAGCUCAACACCUGGAUCGGACUGCAGGCUGACGCUGAGGCUUGGAAGUGGUCUUUGCAAAAACCAGGAUUCUAUGGUGAAGGAGAGGCUGGGUUCAGGAUGUGGAAUGCUGAUGAACCCAAUGGUGGCCCAGCAUACUACAAACUAUGUGCAGCAAUGUAUUACAGCAGUGGAUGGGUGGAUGCCAUUUGCUCGUGGUCUUUGAAAUUUAUUUGCUACAACGGCACGGGAGGAACAAACGACACUUCAUCGAGCUUCAUCUUCGUCGCUGAGCUUAAGAGCUGGGAGGAGGCUCAGAGCUACUGCAGGGAGCACUACACUGACCUGGCCAGUGUGAGGAACCAAGCCGAGAAUGACCAGAUAAGGAAGAUGACCAAAGACAACGCAUAUACAUGGAUCGGCCUCUACAGAGACUCAUGGAAGUGGUCAGAUGGGAGCACACAUUCAUUCGCUAACUGGGCGACCAAUGCACCAUCCGUCACAUACUCCCACUCUUGUGCCGUUUCAAACUUUGGCAAAUGGCAGAACGCGGACUGCAACAUGCCGCGGAACUUUGUAUGUUACAGUGUUCCCACUGUGAGGAGGCAGGUGGUGAGGGUGGCGCUGAAAACAGACGCCUCUGUGGACAUGGAGGAGCUGAAGGACGACAUCUUGCAGAAGUUAAACCAGAGACUGAAGGAUCACGAUGUGGGUGAAGACAUGAAACUGAGAUGGGUGGAGCAGCCUGAUGGAAAGGUCUUCCACAAGAAAGACACAGACAAGAAGGAGACUAACUACUGUAGUCACCAGUGAUGCUGUAAAUCAUCACACUACGCUCUUUUUAAGUGCACGGAUGCUUUCGGUUGUAGGCUCAGCAUCCAGCAUCUUCACGUCCCCACACCCAUGAUGAUCAUUUCCCUGUUCAGAGUGUGAAAACGACUCUGGAGCUUUGUUAAGACUGUAAAAAUAACCCAGAUGAUGCCAUCGGGGUUAUCUCUGCUGAAAGGAUAACAUAAUAACAGUGCUCUACUAAAAAGUUGGUACCAAAUAAAGUUAAUGAUGAAUUUCUUCUUUUUUUGUAUCGGAAAAUUUGGAAUAGAACAUAUUUUUGUGAAAUCAUAGCCACUACCUACCGAACCACAACCCUUAACUUAACCUAAAUGUAACCUUAGCCCAGUCCCUGAAACAAAUAUAUGCUUUUCCAAGAGAAAUGGACAAAUUAUCUUUUUAUUUGUUGUUGUUAUCUCUGCUGAAAGCCUGUGUUACAAUCAUGGGAAUGUAGAGUCUGAAGGACAUCAUGUCCACUAACGUCAUAACAGUGCUCUACUAAAAAGUUGGUACCAAAUAAAGUUAAUGAUGAAU